AUGACUAUUACCCUGCGCAUUUCCGUUCCCGUGGAGGAGUUGUCAUUACCCAAGAACUCCACCGGCAACGACACGGCCAGCUCUCACCAGCCCCCUGCUCGGGGUAUUGAUACCUCUACCGGUUUCUCUAGGCUGCUCUCCGGGCCAACUGCAGGUCCACCACUGUGCAAGCGGACUCAACUGCAGAACUUCAACUGCGCCAACCUUUGCAACUCGCUUGUGCGCGACGAGCGUGUCUGCUGCAGCAGCGGUACCCUCCCCAGCACCCUGCCUUCCGGAAACUCGGACGGCACGUGCAAGACACGCCAGGUUGUGCUGGGUGACGACUGUGGCUCAUUAGCCAACAAGUGUGCGAAUUCGAAGACCGGCCUCUGCUCCAGCCUGGCUGAGGGCCAACACGUCUGCUGCAUUCGGGGCACGCUACCUGACCUGAGGCCUAAGGAGGACGCCGAUGGCUACUGCGCCGUCUACACCACCAAGGAGAACGACUACUGCUCCAAGAUCGCUGCGGGCCUCAUGCUCACCGUGGAAGAGCUCGAGACUUUCGACAAGAACGCAUGGGGCUGGAACGGCUGCAAACUGCUUUACCCUAAGUUCAACAUGUGUGUCAGCAAGGGAGCCGCGCCUAUGCUGCAAUUGUUCCUGUAA
Molecule: messenger RNA, 648 nt
Organism: Colletotrichum spaethianum
Lineage: Eukaryota; Fungi; Ascomycota; Sordariomycetes; Glomerellales; Glomerellaceae
Product: killer toxin subunits alpha/beta
Exons: 3
Coding region: 1-648 (215 amino acids)
Source: RefSeq, a predicted model, not a curated record